Messenger RNA from Microstroma glucosiphilum, 882 nucleotides. Its product is annotated as putative mitochondrial porin. Gene Ontology annotation, biological process: monoatomic anion transmembrane transport. NCBI's taxonomy places the organism in Eukaryota, Fungi, Basidiomycota, Exobasidiomycetes, Microstromatales, Microstromataceae. Gene Ontology annotation, molecular function: voltage-gated monoatomic anion channel activity. Gene Ontology annotation, cellular component: mitochondrial outer membrane. Bases 1 to 882 code for a protein of 293 amino acids. The record is from RefSeq and is a predicted model, not a curated record. The transcript has 2 exons.
AUGACCCAGCCAGUUCCCCCCUCGUUCAAGGAUGUCGGAAAGUCGGUAAACGACCUCCUCGGCAAGGAUAUCCCCAUCCACGGCUCUACCCUCGAGGUCAAGACCAGGACCCCCUCCGGCGUCACCUUCAAGGUCCUCGGCGUCCGUGACACCAAGUCCGGUGCCAUCUCCGGCGACCUCGAGGCCAAGUUCGAGGACAGGAAGAACGGCUUCAACCUCACCCAGGCCUGGUCCACUGCCAAUGUCCUGCGCAACCACAUCGAGCUGGAGAACCACAUUGCCAAGGGACUCAAGCUCGAGCUCAUCUCCAGCCUCCUCCCCGACAAGCAGGCAAAGAAUGUCCUCGUCGCUUCCACCUACAAGCAGCCAGGUCUCCACACCCGCCAGUUCCUCGACCUCUUCAAGGGACCCAUCUUCACCGCCGACGCCGUUCUGGGCCGUGACGGUUUCCUGGCUGGUGCCGAGGCAUCGUACGACGUAAAGGCCUCCAAGGUCUCCAAGUACAACCUCGCCGCCGGCUUCAACGCCCCCGAGUACGCCAUUACCCUCCAGGGUCUGGGCAACCUCUCCACCUACUCUGCCUCGUACUACCACCGUGUCAAUGCCGACAUUGAGGCUGGUGCCCGAGCCACCUACGACUCCAAGUCGGCCGCCGACGGAAGGGUCAACCUCGAGGUGGGAUCCAAGGUCUACCUCGACAAUGCCGCCUUUGUCAAGGCAAAGAUCAACAACCUGGGUGUCUUCUGCCUCGGCUACACCCAGGCACUGCGACCUGGUGUCAAGGCCUCCCUGGGCCUCGCACUCGACACUGCCAAGCUCGCAUCGGCCGAGUCGAGCGCAGUCGCCCACAAGGUUGGCGCUUCGCUCACCUUUGAGUCUUAA